CCCCGCCAGCACUCAAUGACCCACUAUGCGGACAUGAUCCGACUGUUUGGUGCGCCGAACGGAUUGUGCUCGUUGAUCACGGAAUCCAAGCACAUUAAGGCUGUGAAACAACCUUGGAGGUGGUCUAGCAAGCAUAACACCAUUGGCCAAAUGCUUUUGGCUAACCAACGCCUCGACAAACUCGCAGCAUCUCGUGUAGACUUCACUACUCGUGGGAUGCUCGUUGGCUCUGUAUUAUCA
Molecule: messenger RNA, 240 nt
Organism: Suillus subalutaceus
Lineage: Eukaryota; Fungi; Basidiomycota; Agaricomycetes; Boletales; Suillaceae
Exons: 1
Source: RefSeq, a predicted model, not a curated record